Messenger RNA from Phoenix dactylifera (date palm), 2735 nucleotides. Its product is annotated as vesicle-fusing ATPase-like. Gene Ontology annotation, biological process: intra-Golgi vesicle-mediated transport; Golgi to plasma membrane protein transport; SNARE complex disassembly. Lineage: Eukaryota; Viridiplantae; Streptophyta; Magnoliopsida; Arecales; Arecaceae. Gene Ontology annotation, molecular function: ATP hydrolysis activity; ATP binding. Gene Ontology annotation, cellular component: Golgi stack. The record is from RefSeq and is a predicted model, not a curated record.
GGCCUACAUUAACUCUUCGAGACGAAGGCAUCGUCCGCUCUCUUCCAGUCUUCCUUCCUCCCUCUCUCUUGGAGCCUCUGACCCCGGGCGUUCUUCUCUACCCCUUCGGAAACCCUAGCUCCGAUCCGGCCUCCCCCGUUCUCUGCCUGCCAUGGCGGGGAGAUUCGGGUUCGGCCCCUCGUCGACGGCCGAAUCCAUGGUUGUGGUGAGCACGCCGAACCAGGAUCUCGCUCUUACCAACUUCGCCUACUGCUCCACCGGCGACCUCCGGAAGUUCUCCACGCCUGGAUCGAGCCUCAUCUUCACCCUCGUGGGGAACUCCGUCGUCCUCAACUUGCGUGCUCAUGAAAGCAUUCGCGAUGGUCAUAUCGCUUUGAAUGCCCUUCAACGUCGCCAUACAAAAGUUUCUGCGGGUGACUCAAUAUCUGUUAGCAGGUUUGUUCCCCCUGAUAAUUUUAAUCUAGCAUUGCUGACAUUAGAGUUGGAAUUUGUUAAAGGGAAGACUAACAGAACCGAGCAAUUAGAUGCUGUUGUUCUUGCUCAACAACUUCGGAAAAGAUUGAUUGAUCAGGUUAUGACAACUGGUCAAAGAGUGUCAUUUGAAUUUUGUGGAACAAAUUAUAUCUUUACAGUCAAUCAGGCUAUGCUAGAGGGCCAGGAAGAUUCCAAAGCCAUGGAAAGAGGAAUGAUAUCCAACGAUACAUAUUUUAUUUUUGAAGCUUCUCCAAACUCUGGCAUUAAGAUAGUUAAUCAGCGUGAAGCUGCCAGCAGCAACAUUUUCAGACAUAAAGAAUUUAAUCUUGAGAAGCUGGGGAUAGGAGGAUUGAGUGCUGAAUUCACGGACAUUUUUCGAAGAGCUUUUGCAUCUCGAGUUUUUCCUCCGCACGUUGUUAAUAAAUUGGGUAUCAAGCAUGUCAAGGGAAUGUUGCUUCAUGGGCCUCCUGGAACUGGCAAAACUCUUAUGGCUCGUCAGAUUGGGAAAUUAUUGAAUGGAAGGGAACCCAAGAUUGUUAAUGGGCCUGAAGUGUUAAGCAAAUUUGUUGGAGAAACAGAGAAGAAUGUGAGAGAUUUAUUUGCUGAUGCUGAGAAUGACCAAAGGACUCGAGGCGAUCAGAGUGACCUACAUGUCAUCAUUUUUGAUGAAAUCGAUGCUAUUUGUAAGUCUAGAGGGUCGACGAGGGAUGGUACAGGAGUACAUGAUAGCAUAGUUAAUCAGCUUCUCACAAAGAUAGACGGUGUUGAGUCUUUAAACAAUGUGCUGCUUAUUGGAAUGACCAAUCGGAAGGACCUGCUGGAUGAAGCCCUCUUAAGACCUGGACGCCUGGAGGUUCAUGUUGAGAUUAACCUCCCUGAUGAACAUGGUCGUUUGCAAAUUCUUCAAAUACAUACAAAUAAAAUGAGAGAAAAUUCUUUUCUUGCAGCAGACGUGAACCUUCAAGAACUUGCUGCACGUACGAAGAACUACAGUGGAGCUGAACUGGAAGGUGUUGUCAAAAGUGCUGUCUCAUUUGCCUUGAAUCGGCAAAUAAGCAUGGAUGAUCUUACUAAACCUUUAGAUGAGGAGAGUAUAAAAGUUACAAUGGAUGAUUUUUUGUAUGCUAUGCAAGAAGUUGUCCCUGCAUUUGGUGCAUCCACAGAUGAUCUCGAACGAUGCAGGCUUAAUGGUGUGGUUGACUGUGGUGAGAGGCAUAAGCACAUCUAUCAAAGAGCUAUGCUUCUUGUGGAGCAAGUUAAAGUAAGCAAGGGAAGCCCACUUGUUACUUGCCUUCUGGAAGGUCCAAGCGGCAGUGGUAAGACAGCAAUGGCAGCUACGAUUGGCAUUGACAGUGAUUUCCCCUAUGUCAAGAUAAUCUCAGCAGAAACAAUGAUUGGUCUCAGUGAGAGCAGUAAAUGUGCACAAAUUGUUAAGGUAUUUGAGGAUGCUUACAAAUCUCAAUUAAGCAUCAUAAUUCUGGAUGACAUUGAAAGGUUAUUGGAGUAUGUUGCUAUAGGGCCACGCUUUUCAAAUUUGAUUUCACAAACAUUAUUGGUCCUCCUGAAACGACUUCCUCCAAAGGGUAAGAACAUGCUGGUAAUUGGAACAACAAGUGAGGCGGGCUUUCUGGAGUCUCUUGGCAUAUGUGAUGCAUUCUCUGUCACAUACCAUGUUCCAACUCUAGACAAGGCAGAUGCCAAAAAGGUUUUGCAAGGGCUUAAUGUAUUUGCUGAAGAUGAUAUUGAUUUAGCGGCUGAAGCGCUGCAUGAUAUGCCCUUGAAGAAGUUGUAUAUGCUUGUGGAGAUGGCUGCACAAGGAUCCACGGGAGGAAGUGCAGAGGCUAUUUACUCUGGAAAAGAGAAGAUUAGCCUAAAUCACUUCUAUGAUAUCUUGGGUGACAUUGUGUCCUUCCGACACUGAGUUUUUAUAUAUUACUCUGACAUCAGAUAAGUAGGUAUGAUUUUUGUGGAUUAAUUUUUUCUUUUUCUUCGUCAUGUUUUUGACACUCAGACAAUUUUCUUUUUCUCCAGUUUUUUGUUCCGAUGAGGGUGGUUGUUCCUUGUUAUUCUUUUCUGCUGAAUAGGUCUGAGCUUAAAUCACUAUAGUAGAUGAGCUCUGGUAAUAUUUCGGUGUUAGUGUUCCGGUGAGACAUUUUUCCUUUAUAUUCUUUUGGUAAGAAGAACCAGUUUGCAGCACUGAUAUGUACUCAUGACGUAAAGUUAAUUGGAAUUAGCGUUGCUUUCAUAUCAUUGUCACGACA